Molecule: messenger RNA, 967 nt
Organism: Helianthus annuus (common sunflower)
Lineage: Eukaryota; Viridiplantae; Streptophyta; Magnoliopsida; Asterales; Asteraceae
Product: transmembrane emp24 domain-containing protein p24delta3
Exons: 4
Coding region: 164-814 (216 amino acids)
Biological process (GO): Golgi organization; intracellular protein transport; endoplasmic reticulum to Golgi vesicle-mediated transport
Cellular component (GO): Golgi apparatus; endoplasmic reticulum-Golgi intermediate compartment; endoplasmic reticulum
Source: RefSeq, a predicted model, not a curated record
AAUAAAUAGUUUCACAUUUUUAGACAUCAAAGUCCAACUUAUUUCCUUCAACAAGCAAACCAAUAUAUUCAUAUACUUUUAUACAAAACACAACUUCAAUCUUCAACAAACUACAACAACUUCAGAUCUCCUUCUUCUUCACCUGCAACUCACCACCACUUUAAUGGCGGCAAGCUGGAGCUACAGAGCUAUUAUCGCUCUCACAUGGUGGUGCAUCACCACAACCAUAACACAAGCUAUCUGGCUAGACCUACCUGAUUCAGGAACAAAGUGUGUAUCAGAAGAUAUUCACAACAACGUCGUCGUUCUCGCUGAUUACGCACUGAUUAACAAUGGAGAGGACUCGCAUCUUCACCCUAGCGCCACGAUUUCCGUCAAGGUAACCUCGCCAUACGGAAACAAUCUACAUCAUAAAGAGAACGUGACUCAUGGUCAAUUUGCAUUUACAACUACGGAAUCUGGCAACUACUUGGCAUGUUUUUGGGCAGACGGGAAUAAUCGUGCUGGUAAUCGUCUUUCCGUUAGUCUUGAUUGGAGAGUUGGUAUUGCUGCAAAAGAUUGGGACGCUGUUGCAAAGAAAGAGAAGAUUGAGGGUGUCGAAUUUGAACUGACAAAACUUGAAGGUGCUGUGGAAGCUAUCCAUGAAAAUUUGAUCUAUUUGAAGAAUAGGGAGGCAGAGAUGAGGCAAGUGAGUGAAAAGACGAACGCACGUGUGGCUUGGUUUAGCAUCAUGUCUCUUGGCGUGUGCAUUGGAGCUUCGGUUUUGCAGGUAUGGUACUUGAAGCGAUUCUUCCACAAGAAGAAACUUAUUUGAAACUUAUGUUUUAGAUUGCAUCACACGGUUAAACAUGACUAGUUUGAGAGAGGAGAUUUUGAGAUGUGGAAUUUGGUAUAAUUGUUGUUGUAUUAGUUGUUAAUUCUCUGAAGUACAUUAGAUAAAAUUCAAGCAGCCUGCUUUCCAGUUUCA